This is a messenger RNA of Chara braunii, 4205 nucleotides long. The record is from the annotation of a GenBank genome assembly. Lineage: Eukaryota; Viridiplantae; Streptophyta; Charophyceae; Charales; Characeae.
CGAGGCUCGAUAAUUGAUAGGUGGGAUGCGGGAAGGUGAAAGCAAUCUCGUGUGUGUGCGGAUUGAGGAAGGCGGCAGCGGGAGGAGGGGGAAUAGUCGGUUCGAUCAUUGAUCGCGGCUGUUGCGGACGCCGCAAACCCCCUCCGCACUGGCAGCGCAGUAGUGUGGCGGAAAGGGGGCACGGGCGGCUACGUAGUGCUCGUCCUCGGGGGUCGCUCUGCGCGUCGAUAUCCCGUCCUGCUCCGCUUUGCUGGGCGCAAGCGAUCGGUGGAAGGGGCGCCUUUCUCGAGGGCAUACGGAGCUGAGCAGGCUGACGUGGGAGUCGCUGUGCGGGCCGCCGAUUUCUUGAUAAUGUCGAUUGGCGAUGCGGUAGCAUAGCUGCGCAAUCGCGGUGCGGAGUUGCGCCUCUCUCCGCCACUGGAUGGUCGGACUCUGGACUUUCCCUCCUCCAAGGUUUUCGGCAAGGAGGACACCGCUGAAGGCAGCGAGUGAGUAGAGGGACGGGGGCAGUGAGUGAGUGUAGGGAGGGGAGGAAGGGGAGGAAGGGAGGUGUUGAUUUAAUUUCGACGGGAAACAGAAGAUUAUGAAGCGGAGAAGGGUUCCUUGCCUUGGGCGGGAACUGAGACACGUCGACGAAGGUCAUUGGCGGGAAAACAAAUGAUUUUUGGUGGCAUUUCGUGGCGGGGGGCUUGGAAACAUUUUCGGCAUUUGUGAGGGAAUCGUUGGCGGCGGGAAAGUAAACUCUCGUGCGACGAGGCGGGAGUCGACGAAGGGCAUUGGCGGGAAAACAAAUGCUUUUCGGCGGCAUUUCGUGGCGGGGGGGUUUGGAAACAUUUCGGCAUUUGUGAGGGAAUCAUUGGCGGCGCGGGAAAGUAAACUCUCGUGCGACGAGUCGGGAGUUGGCAGGGGCUUUGGAACCGAGAGAUAGGACAUUGGCGGGAAAAACAUUGGCGGGAAAGCAAAGGCAUUUAUUUGGGCAGAGUUGGCGAGGAGCUUCUAAAAAACAUUUGCCGCCGCAUUCAACCUUAGGAGCAUUGGCGGGAAAGAGAAGAGCGAAGGCGCAUUUUCGAAUCGAAUUCGCCAGCAGUUGGCGGCGAGGAGUUGGCGCGGGUUUUUUUGGGGAAAUGUUUGCCACGUCAGACGUGAAGACGUGAAGGUAGACGAGGGGCUAGGUCCCACUUACACGAAUUAAGCGAUAUUGACCGUAGAUAGCAAAGAUCAACGGCCAGAUUCUCGUGAUCCGUGCAAGUGGGUCCUUGGUCGAGGAGCGACGAUGUCGGCGCUGUGUGCGAAGGUGAGCGCGGCGGUGCUGGUGGCGGUCAUCGCCGUCGGCGUGGUCGUGAUUUUCCAGGCGGAUGAUUUGGGCGCGAAGCUGCUGAAGUGGAAACUGAAGGAGAAAGUUCUUGGCGAUGGACUUUCUGAGUCGGCAGCUGGAGUGGGCAAUGUCCUCAAAAAAGUCGGCAGCGCUCUCAGUUUCGGCAAACCCUCCGCUGAUCUUCACGGACUCCGCAUCUCUGAGCUCUCUACUACAGAGGCUAAGCUCAUCUUCCAAGUCAAGGUCACUAACCCCAAUCCCAUCGUCAUACCUCUCACUGACGUUGUCUAUAAAGUGGUAAUUAACGAUAGAGAGUUUGUAAAGGGUAGUAUUCCGGAUGCCGGCACGUUGGGCAUGCACGACUCGAAGAUUGUAGAUAUUGGAGUCCAUGUCGUGUUUAAGGACGUAACGGACACUUUCUCGGAUUUGAAACCGGGAUCUGUUGUUCGGUAUCUGAUGAGCGCCACGUUUCUCGUCGAUCUGCCGGUGAUUGGACGCAUCGAGAUCCCGAUCGAUCACGAUGGCGACUUCCCGAUCCCGGCGAUUCCCGACGUGGACUUGGACGAACUCGAUUGGGUAGAUCUGUCCUUUACGGAGACGAAGGCGGUAGCUUACGUGAAGCUUGAAAACCUUAACGCCUUUACGAUGAACAUUAAGUCGUUCGAUUACAGACUCUAUCUUACGGAUGAUCUGAUCUCCGAGGGGAAGAUGGAGAAACCGAUCGGAGUGGAGGAGAAGGGUGUGACGAGGCUGACGAUCCCGUUCACGUUCAGACCGAAGGAUCUGGGACGGGCGGUGUGGGAUAUAGUCAGCGGUGCUGAGUCGGGAUACCGACUGGAGGGUACGGUCAGCGUAGAGUCGCGAUUCGGUGCGAUCAAGCUGCCGUUCAGAAAGGGAGGGUCGACCAUUUUCAAGAAGUUUAAAGCCAGUCUUGACUAAAUCAAAGAGUCAGAAGUAGAAGAGAGGAAGAGGAAGGGGAAAGGAGGCGGAGGGGGAGGGGAGGCGGAGGGAAAGGGGGAAGGGGGAACGGGGUUCUCCAUGCUGAGUGUCCGAACAGGAGGCGGCGAUGGCCGUUGGAUCUGAGUGCGUGAUUUUUUUUCUCGUUGACGUGACACGUUCAAGGAAGGCGGCGCUGGGGGAAUCUCGUUGACGACAACGCAAAAUGUCGUCAUUAGAGGACUCGAGGACGGGGAUGGUAAUCUGCGAGUAACGUGGAGAAUCAAUGGAGGAUAACAAAAAGGUCGGUAUGUUAAUCGUAUGGAACGAAGAGGAGGGCGCGGAGGGAGAGGGGAGAGGGGGGAGGGAAGGAGGAGAGAGAGGUGGGAGAAGAAGUGCAACCGAGUAAGAUGAUGAUGAAUAAGUGAAAAGCCUAACCAAAGUGCCCAUCAUAAAUGGGUAGGGAAGGAAGGCGACGGAAGCAGAGGAGAGGAGAGGAGAGGAGAGGAGAGGAGGAGGAGGAGAGGAGGAUAACGUUGGAUGGGGGAAAAUAAUUGUAGAGGGAAACGUAAAAGGCGGACGCGGCAGUCGGGAUCCGGAUGACGGAGAACAGUCGAUAGCAGUGGACGGACAUUUAGGUUGUCCUCUUUCAAGACAGGAAAACCGUUUUUUUUUUUUUUUUUUUAAAUAAGAAAAACUGAUCGUUUUGAAGAACGCGAAAAAACGAUGAUGAAGGGGAAAGGCGGCGGAGUUUUCGAGUUGAUGACGACGAAGACAACGAAGAAGAAGAUGGCGAAGAAAGAGAGGACACAGAAGUGUUCCCCUUUUCCAGGAGGUGAAACAGGAAAAGGAUGUAUGCGGUGAGAUCGUCCAAGGCAACUUCAGCAGAUGAAGAUGAAAGUUUUGCGAUGAGAGGAGGUUCUCGUUCUCAUGGCCGUUGUUGUUGAAGAUGGUGAGUAUUUUUCAAUGUAGUUUUACGUAUGUAAUCUUUGGCACCUGCAGAUGGAAAUAGUGUGCCUGAAAAAAAAAAAACAAAAAAAAAACGUGCCUGUCAUGUGAAUGCAGAAGCAAAUGAUGCCAUGUUGAUAUGGAUGGGCGGGAGGCAGCAGUUGUUGUUUUGUACCCACGGAGGGAAACUGACGUGGGGGGAUAGAGCCUGCGCAGCUGAUGCGGACAGGGAUAAAGCAGCUAUAACGUUGAACUGGAAUAGCGGAGCUGACUUUGAUAAAGAUGGAAGCUGAUAUGGUUAAAGAUCAGAAGUUGACAUGUUUAGCACUUAAGAAGUAGCUGCUGAUGAGCAAAGGAUGUGUUACAGAAAGACGGAAGGAAGGUCGAGUUUGUAGUGCGCUUCGGGUGUGUUAGGAUCACCUAUUGGAUGGAAUAGCUGCUGAUGUGGAAAGGAUGGGACAGGAAGAGGGAAGGAAGAUUGAGUCUGUAUGUAGAUCUAGACUCCCACGACGAUGGCGGUAGUAAGAACGUUAGUAAGUAACGUAAAUACAGAGAGAAGACAUAAUUGUGCUUUCCUUUUUGUGCCUGCCGUGGCGCGUCUGGUCGGUUAUCCGACCUACACCUCGCGCUCACGAUCUCCUCGUUCGGCUCCAGAAGCCCUACUUGUACGAGGAAUUCAUCAUGCUGCCCCCCCUUUCAUGAGAUGGCUGACUAUAUGUUUAUAUGUGGCACUCUGUAUGGUGGCGUUUCCUCCUUCAUUUUCCUUUUUUAUAUGCACAUGAUCUGCUUAUCAGAAAACAGACAUUGCUUUUGGAAGACAUGGCCUCUGCGCUUUACGGAGAAGACGUGGUGUUGCUUCUUGCAUUCCUUGUUACGUCUUGUCUGGUAUUCGACCUUUUUUUUUUUUUUUUUUUUGGUCUGGUACACCUCGCGUUCAUGAAUUCCCCCGUUCCACUGCAGAAGAGGUACUUGUACGAGGAACUCAUAAUGCUGCCCCCUUUUAUGA